GAACCCUAGAUUCAAGUAGUGAAAUUCACGCCCAUAUUUUUGUACCAACCUCAAUUAUAAAUUCCCCCCCUUUUCACCUCAGAUCCAAAACCGCCCAUUUUCCUCCAGCGACGUCUUCGUAUACGCCCUGGUUCUUCUCUCUCUUUAAGCUCCGUUCAGUUUCUCUUCAGAUCUUCACACCAAAUCCAAAAUGAGGGAGUGCAUCUCAAUCCACAUUGGUCAGGCCGGUAUCCAGGUCGGAAAUGCUUGCUGGGAGCUCUACUGCCUCGAACAUGGAAUUCAGCCUGAUGGGCAAAUGCCGGGUGAUCACACCGUUGGCGGAGGUGACGACGCCUUCAACACCUUCUUCAGUGAAACCGGUGCUGGAAAGCACGUUCCCCGUGCUGUGUUCGUUGAUCUCGAGCCUACUGUGAUCGAUGAGGUGCGCACCGGCACAUACCGCCAGCUGUUCCACCCUGAGCAGCUUAUCAGUGGCAAGGAAGAUGCCGCGAACAACUUUGCCAGAGGUCAUUACACCAUUGGCAAAGAGAUCGUGGAUCUUUGCCUAGAUAGGAUCCGCAAGCUGGCUGACAACUGCACUGGAUUGCAAGGAUUCUUGGUCUUCCAUGCUGUUGGUGGUGGAACUGGUUCUGGGCUCGGAUCUCUGUUACUCGAGAGGCUCUCUGUCGACUAUGGGAAAAAGUCGAAGCUGGGCUUCACCAUUUACCCUUCUCCUCAGGUCUCGACUGCUGUUGUCGAGCCUUACAACUCCGUGCUUUCCACUCAUUCCCUUCUCGAGCAUACUGAUGUUGCCGUGCUUCUUGAUAAUGAGGCUAUCUAUGACAUUUGCCGCAAAUCACUCGACAUUGAGAGGCCUACCUACACCAAUCUGAACAGGCUCAUUUCUCAGGUUAUCUCUUCAUUGACUGCUUCCCUGAGAUUCGAUGGUGCCCUGAACGUGGAUGUGAAUGAGUUCCAGACCAACUUGGUUCCAUACCCAAGAAUCCACUUCAUGCUUUCGUCGUACGCCCCAGUCAUCUCUGCCGAGAAGGCGUACCACGAGCAGCUCUCCGUGGCCGAGAUCACCAACACUGCGUUUGAGCCAUCCUCCAUGAUGGUUAAAUGUGACCCUCGCCACGGCAAGUACAUGGCUUGCUGUCUGAUGUACAGAGGCGAUGUUGUUCCCAAGGAUGUCAACGCAGCUGUGGCGACGAUCAAGACCAAGAGGACCAUCCAGUUUGUCGACUGGUGCCCCACCGGAUUCAAGUGCGGUAUCAACUACCAGCCGCCCACUGUCGUCCCCGGUGGCGACCUUGCCAAGGUGCAGAGGGCCGUUUGCAUGAUCUCCAACUCCACCAGCGUUGCUGAGGUGUUCUCGAGGAUCGAUCACAAGUUCGAUCUCAUGUACGCGAAGCGUGCGUUCGUGCACUGGUACGUGGGUGAGGGUAUGGAGGAAGGAGAGUUCUCUGAAGCUAGGGAAGAUUUGGCUGCGCUCGAGAAGGAUUAUGAGGAAGUUGGUGCAGAGUCUGCUGAAGGGGAAGACGAUGAAAAUGAAGAGUAUUAGAUAGACAUUGUUAGUGAAAUGAUCUCGAGGAACCAAUGGUCUCAUUGGUUUUAGAUCUCAAGAAGUGUUAUCAUCUAUUUCGUUUAUGUUUGUGUUGAACUCUGUUCAUUUGCGUUUUCUUUAUUAGACGUGAACUUUUUAUCUCAGGUUUA
Molecule: messenger RNA, 1695 nt
Organism: Salvia miltiorrhiza (redroot sage)
Lineage: Eukaryota; Viridiplantae; Streptophyta; Magnoliopsida; Lamiales; Lamiaceae
Product: tubulin alpha chain
Exons: 3
Coding region: 191-1543 (450 amino acids)
Biological process (GO): microtubule cytoskeleton organization; mitotic cell cycle
Cellular component (GO): microtubule; cytoplasm
Molecular function (GO): structural constituent of cytoskeleton; GTP binding
Source: RefSeq, a predicted model, not a curated record